This is a messenger RNA of Cebus imitator (Panamanian white-faced capuchin), 4304 nucleotides long. It is a transcript of the gene NOS2, whose product is annotated as nitric oxide synthase 2. The transcript has 27 exons. Lineage: Eukaryota; Metazoa; Chordata; Mammalia; Primates; Cebidae. The coding region runs from base 369 to 3830 and encodes 1153 amino acids. Gene Ontology annotation, molecular function: flavin adenine dinucleotide binding; calmodulin binding; FMN binding. Gene Ontology annotation, biological process: nitric oxide biosynthetic process. The record is from RefSeq and is a predicted model, not a curated record.
CGGGGACACUCCCUUUGGAAAAAAAAAAAGAGCUCUUUAUGCAAAAACAACCCUCUGGAUGGCAUGGGGUGAAUAUAAAUACUUCUUGACUGCCAGUGUGUUUAUAACUUUGCAGCGAGUCAAAAACUGAGGCUCCAACCCCAGAGAACACAGCCUCAUCACUGCUUUAAACAUCUCUCGGCCGCCUUUGGCGAGGGAACUGAGCAGUUCCAGACAGUCCCGAAGCUCCCAAGGCACAGGUCUCUUCCCAGUUGGACUCUCCUUACCCCGGGGAGGCAGUGCAGCCCGCUGCGAGCCCCACAGUGAAGAACGUCUGAGCUCAAAUCCAGAGAAGUGACAUAAGUGCCCCACUUUGCAAAACCACAGAGAUGGCCUGUCCUUGGAAGUUUCUGUUCAAGGCCAAAUUCCACCAGGAUGUAAAGACGGAGGGAAAAGACAUCAAUAACAAUGUGGGCAAAAUCCCCUCUGCCACCUCCAGUCCAGUGGCACAGGAUGAACCCCUGCAUCACAGCCUCAGCAAGGCACAGAAUGAGUCCCCACAGCCCUUCAUGGCGACAGGAAAGAAGUCUCCAGAAUCCCUGGUCAAGCUGGAUGCAACCCCAUCGUCCUGCCCACGGCACGUGAGGAUCAAAAACUGGGGUAGCGGGAUGACUUUCCAAGACACACUUCACCACAAGGCCAAAGGGAUUUUGACUUGCAGGUCUAAAUCUUGCCUGGGGUCUAUUAUGACUCCCAAAAGUUUGACCAGAGGACCCAGGGACAAGCCUACCCCUCCAGAAGAGCUUCUACCUCAAGCUAUCGAAUUUGUCAACCAAUAUUAUGGCUCCUUCAAAGAGGCAAAAAUAGAGGAACAUCUGGCCAGGGUGGAAGCAGUAACAAAGGAGAUAGAAACAACAGGAACCUACCAACUGACGGGAGAUGAGCUCAUCUUCGCCACCAAGCAGGCCUGGCGCAAUGCCCCGCGCUGCAUAGGGAGGAUCCAGUGGUCCAACCUGCAGGUCUUCGAUGCCCGCAGCUGUUCCACCGCCCGGGAGAUGUUUGAACACAUCUGUAGACACCUGCGUUACUCUACCAACAAUGGCAACAUUAGGUCGGCCAUCACCGUGUUCCCCCAGCGGAGCGAUGGGAAGCACGACUUCCGGGUGUGGAACGCUCAGCUCAUCCGCUACGCCGGCUACCAGAUGCCCAAUGGCAGCAUCAGAGGGGACCCUGCCAACGUGGAAUUCACUCAGCUGUGCAUCGACCUCGGCUGGAAGCCCAAGUACGGCCGCUUCGAUGUGGUGCCCCUGGUCCUGCAGGCCAAUGGCUGCGACCCUGAGCUCUUCGAAAUCCCACCUGACCUUGUGCUUGAGGUAGCCAUGGAACAUCCCAAGUACGAGUGGUUUCGGGAACUGGAGCUAAAGUGGUAUGCCCUGCCUGCAGUGGCCAACAUGCUACUCGAGGUGGGCGGCCUGGAGUUCCCGGGGUGCCCCUUCAAUGGCUGGUACAUGGGCACAGAGAUCGGAGUCCGAGACCUCUGUGACGUCCAGCGCUACAACAUCCUGGAGGAAGUGGGCAGGAGAAUGGGCUUGGAAACGCACAAGCUGGCUUCUCUCUGGAAAGACCAGGCUGUAGUUGAGAUCAACAUUGCUGUGCUCCAUAGUUUCCAGAAGCAGAAUGUGACCAUCAUGGAUCACCACUCAGCUGCAGAAUCCUUCAUGAAGUACAUGCAGAACGAAUACCGGGCCCGCGGGGGCUGCCCGGCCGACUGGAUUUGGCUGGUCCCUCCCAUAUCUGGGAGUAUCACCCCCGUGUUUCACCAGGAGAUGCUGAACUACGUCCUGUCCCCGUUCUACUAUUAUCAGGUAGAGGCCUGGAAAACCCAUGACUGGCAGGACAAGAAGCGGAGACCCAAGAGAAGAGAGAUUCCAUUGAAAGUCUUGGUCAAAGCCGUGCUCUUUGCCUGUAUGCUGAUGCGCAAGACGAUGGCGUCCCGAGUCAGAGUCACCAUCCUUUUUGCGACAGAGACGGGAAAAUCAGAGGCACUGGCCUGGGACCUGGGGGCCUUGUUCAGCUGUGCCUUUAACCCCAAGGUUCUCUGCAUGGACAAGUACAGGCUGAGCUGCCUGGAGGAGGAGCGGCUGCUGCUGGUGGUGACCAGCACGUUCGGGAACGGAGACUGCCCUGGCAACGGAGAGAAACUAAAGAAAUCCCUCUUUACACUGAAAGAGCUCACCAACAAAUUCAGGUAUGCGGUGUUUGGCCUCGGCUCCAGCAUGUACCCUCAGUUCUGUGCGUUUGCUCAUGACAUUGACCAGAAGCUGUCCCACCUGGGGGCCUCUCAGCUCACCCCGACAGGAGAAGGGGAUGAGCUCAGUGGGCAGGAGGACGCCUUCCGCAGCUGGGCUGUGCAAACCUUCAAGGCAGCCUGUGAGGCAUUUGAUGUCCGAGGCAAACAGCACAUUCAGAUCCCCAAGCUCUACACCUCCAGUGUGACCUGGGACCCGCACCACUACAGGCUCGUGCAGGACUCACAGCCUUUGGACCUCAGCAAAGCCCUCAGCAGCAUGCACGCCAAGAACGUGUUCACCAUGAGGCUGAAAUCUCGGCAGAAUCUACAGAGUCCAAAAUCCAGCCGCGCCACCAUCCUGGUGGAACUCUCCUGUGAGGAUGGCCAAAGCCUGAGCUACCUGCCAGGAGAGCACCUUGGGGUUUGCCCAGGCAACCAGCCAGCCCUGGUUCAAGGCAUCCUGGAGCGAGUGGUGGAUGGCCCCGCGCCACACCAGACAGUGUGCCUGGAGGCCCUGGACGAGAGUGGCAGCUACUGGGUCAGAGACAAGAGGCUGCCCCCCUGCUCACUCAGCCAGGCCCUCACCUACUUCCUGGACAUCACCACCCCCCCAACCCAGCUGCUGCUCCAAAAGCUGGCCCAGGUGGCCACAGAAACAACUGAGAGACAGAGGCUGGAGGCCCUGUGCCAGCCCUCAGAGUACAGCAAGUGGAAGUUCACCAACAGCCCCACGUUCCUGGAGGUGCUGGAGGAGUUCCCAUCCCUGCGGGUGUCUGCUGGCUUCCUGCUCUCCCAGCUCCCCAUUCUGAAGCCCCGGUUCUACUCCAUCAGCUCCUCCCGGGAUCACACGCCCACCGAGAUCCACCUGACUGUGGCCGUGGUCACGUACCACACCCAAGAUGGCCAGGGUCCCCUGCACCACGGUGUCUGCAGCACAUGGCUCAACAGCCUGAAGCCCCAAGACCCAGUGCCCUGCUUCGUGCGAAAUGCCAGCGGCUUCCAGCUCCCCGAGGACCCCUUCCAUCCUUGCAUCCUGGUCGGGCCUGGCACAGGCAUCGCCCCGUUCCGCAGUUUCUGGCAGCAACGGCUCCACGACUCCCAGCACAAGGGAGUGCAGGGAGGGCGCAUGACCCUGGUGUUCGGGUGCCGCCGUCCAGAUGAGGACCACAUCUAUCUGGAGGAGAUGCUGGAGAUGGCCCGGAAGGGGGUGCUGCACGCGGUUCACACAGCCUAUUCCCGCCUGCCGGGCAAGCCCAAGGUCUAUGUUCAGGACAUCCUGCGGCAGCAGCUGGCCAGCGAGGUGCUCCGUGUGCUCCAUGAGGAGCCGGGCCACUUCUAUGUUUGUGGGGAUGUGCGCAUGGCCCGGGACGUGGCUCACACCCUGAAGCAGCUGGUGGCUGCCAAGCUGAACUUGAAUGAGGAACAGGUUGAGGACUAUUUCUUUAAGCUCAAGAGUCAGAAGCGUUAUCAUGAAGAUAUCUUUGGUGCUGUAUUUUCCUAUGAGGCGAAGGAGGACAGGGCAGUGGUGCAGCCCAACAGCCUGGAGAUGUCCGCGUUCUGACGGCGUACUGAGGGGUCGAAGCUGCCAGCACAGAACGUAACCGCAGAGCCAGCUCUGCAUUAUCCGAGGCCGCAGGACCUGGGGGAGAUGGAAGAAAGCGAUAUGCCCAAGCCUCACAUCCUAUUUCCUCACCUCGUUCCCCAUCAAAUCCUUUAUUUGACCUGCCAAGUAGCACCCUGGAUUGGUCGGAACCUUCUCUCUCAAGCUGGGACCUCCCUGGUCUCUUGGAGAUGAAAUCUUCAAUGCCAGGCCUGGCAAGUGGGUAAAGAUGGAACCCGCUGCUGAGUGCAUCACUGCAAGUGACCACCAGGAGGUGCUGUCGUGCCACUGUGUAUUUAACUGCCCUGUGUACAGUUAGUUUUUUAAAUACAGAGGCAUAAAUAACACCCAGACUGUUCCCAGCGGCCACUUGGGCCUUCCCUAUAUGAUUCCUUGAUGGAGAUAUUUAUAUGAAUUGCAUUUUAUUUUAAUCAC